Penicillium cinerascens is the source of this 549-nucleotide messenger RNA. RefSeq lists its product as uncharacterized. NCBI's taxonomy places the organism in Eukaryota, Fungi, Ascomycota, Eurotiomycetes, Eurotiales, Aspergillaceae. Bases 1 to 549 code for a protein of 182 amino acids. The transcript has a single exon. Gene Ontology annotation, molecular function: acyltransferase activity, transferring groups other than amino-acyl groups. The record is from RefSeq and is a predicted model, not a curated record.
AUGACAGUCCGUAUUGAGCCGGCGCAAUUUCCUCGCGAUCUGGACGUGAUUCAUUCCUUGUUUUCGGGUUACGCGGCGUCCCUCGGGAUCGAUCUCACUUUUCAAUCUUUCCAAGACGAACUCGAUUCUUUACCCGGCAAAUAUGCAGAGUCUCAAGGAGGGUUUCUUCUGAUCGCACGAGCCGUGGUUGAUCAUCCUGAUCACAUUUUUGCAUCUCAUUCGACAACACCUACUCUAAACCCGAUGACCCCGCGGAUCUCUGCCGUCGGAUGCGUGGCGUUGAGGCGCAGUUCAGAUAAUUGGUGUGAGAUGAAACGUCUCUAUGUGGCCGAAAACGCGCGAGGCUUGAAGCUCGGUGACAGACUCGUUGAAGCGAUCGUUGCACAAGCCAAAGGCUCUGGUUACAGGGGCAUCCGUUUGGACACGCUGCCCGAGAUGACUGCAGCACAAAGACUGUAUCGUCGAUACGGAUUUGUGCAGAUUGAACCUUACUAUGACACACCGAUCGAUGGCACGAUUUUUAUGGGCUGCGAUUUCACUCUCUCAUGA